ACAAAUAUUAAAAGAGAGUUUUUUUUUAAUUUAUCGUAUUAAAGAAUUUAGAGGGAAUAAUGGUCGGAGUAAUGGCUAGAAGGCCUCUAAGUCACCGGAUUUUGACGUGUCACAACCGGGAAAGUGAAUUUUCCGGCGACCAUGCUAUAAAUAUUUCUGAUACUAUUUUUAGUUUUCUUGAUGAGGAGGGUUCGUCAACAGAAAGUGUUAUUGAUGAUGUUUAUGUUGAAGAUGAAAAUGAAAAUGAAAAUGAAAAUGAAGAGAGAGAAAACAUUGAAGAUAAUCAAUUUUGGAAAACUCAACAUCAGCUUUUACAAUCAGUAUUAUGCCGGACGACAACAUUAGAAUCACAAAUCCGAGGCAUUACCAAACAAACCUUAAAAGAAGCAUCAAAAAAUUGCAGCUGUAAAAUGGUGAAAAAUAUUAGUAUUACUACUAGUUGUCCAAAUUGUCUGAUGAAGGAGGUGUGCACUAGCCUACAAAAUGCUGGUUUCAACUCAGCAAUUUGCAGGUCAAAGUGGAAGAGCUCACCAGAUAUUCCGUCAGGUGAACAUACAUUUAUAGACGUGAUAGAUAAUUCGAGCCCUAAGAAGGGAGAAGUAAGAAUAAUUAUCGAAUUAAAUUUUCGAGGGGAGUUUGAAUUAGCGAAAGCAAGUGAAGAAUACAAUCGAUUAGUGAAAUGCCUACCAGAAGUGUUUGUAGGGAAAAUAGAGAGAUUACUGUCGGUAAUAAAGAUUUUGUGCAAUGCUGCUAAGAAGUGUAUGAAGGAUAAGAAAAUGCAUAUUGCUCCAUGGAGGAAACAAAAAUACAUGCAAGCUAAGUGGCUUAAAACAUCUGAACGUAUGAGUACUACUUCUAAAUCUCCAUUGUCAGCUGAAGAAUAUUGUUAUUCGAAUCGAUUAUCGCGGCCCAAGGCAUCGAUGCUUACUGUUGAUUUACUGGGAAAUAUUCCGAGUUUAUGUCGUAAUGCAGUUGAAGUGGUGUGAACUAUGAAGGAAGAUAUCAUAGGCUUGAUGAGUGUUCCAUUUUUGUAGUUUGAUUUUCUUAUUUAGGCUACUUAAGUAGUGUGAGCUUAAGAGUAAGAUCUAUAUAAUUUCUAAUAACUUGUGAAAAAAAGUACGGUUUUUUGGUUUGAUUUAAUAAAAUUUUGAUUCGUUUUUUGUUAUUCUGUA
This is a messenger RNA of Solanum pennellii, 1172 nucleotides long. RefSeq lists its product as uncharacterized. The coding region runs from base 60 to 986 and encodes 308 amino acids. The record is from RefSeq and is a predicted model, not a curated record. NCBI's taxonomy places the organism in Eukaryota, Viridiplantae, Streptophyta, Magnoliopsida, Solanales, Solanaceae. The transcript has 3 exons.